Arabidopsis thaliana (thale cress) is the source of this 1583-nucleotide messenger RNA. RefSeq lists its product as hypothetical. The transcript has a single exon. The coding region runs from base 204 to 1286 and encodes 360 amino acids. Lineage: Eukaryota; Viridiplantae; Streptophyta; Magnoliopsida; Brassicales; Brassicaceae. The record is from RefSeq and is marked reviewed.
UUUAGCAUUAAAAGUAGAAAACCAGAAAAGGGAAGCUAAUGAUAGGUCGAGAGAAAAAUCUCAAAAAAAAGAUCGUGUGUGAACACAAUUAAUUAGAAGAUGGAAGACUUGGUGGGCAAGGCCAUUCCUCUGUAUUAAUUUUAGGUGGAGAAGAUGUGAACAUGUAAGGGUUUUGUUGCUUCUCGCUAAGAACAUCCUAAUUCAUGUCUCUGCUUCUCAGCCGGCUCUCGAAGAUUGCCCUUGGGAAACCUGCGUCCGUAAGAUCUUCUCUUGUUCUUAUUCUCUCUAAUGGCUUCUCAUCUUCCGCGCUACAAACCCAUCCUUGUCGCAUCAUGACUGCUCGUCCUUGUGGAGAGGAUCUCGGAAAACUUAUGAUUAUGGAGAAUGCUACUGAUUGUAAAGUCACUCUUUUGGAAAAGAAGGUACCCAUGGAGUUGGUGUAUGUAGAUGAAAUUAUAACGGUGGGAUCAUCUCAUGGAUGGGUAGCUUCUUUGAAGGACGACGGAAUAUUGCGUCUCCAAGACGAUCUAAAUCCAUAUGCAUCGUAUACAGACCCUAAACGCAUCUCUCUGCCUCCUUUUGUAACUUUGCCUCGUUGCCAAACCCAAAUUGUUACCAACGUGGCCAUGUCCUCCUCUUGUCCUGAGGAUGAGAACUGUGUUGUGGCUGUCAAAUUCUUGGGUCCUCAACUCAGCUUUUGCAGACCGGCACAAAGUAACUCUGAGUGGACCAACAUCAAGAUCGCAAGCCCUAGCUUCUUCUCGUCCGAUGUCAUGUAUUCCAAGAAAGAUGACAUGUUUCGUAUUCCCGGAUCUGGAGGCCACCUCAUCGGAUCAUGGGAUCCCCGCACAGAGGAUCACAAUCCCAAGAUUCAGAGGCUGCGAUUCCGAAACCUUCCCGAGCUACCUAGGGCCAAGCGGGAGCUUCUGGAUUCGUGUUACAGGAGUGAACACUUGGUGGAGUCAAGAAACACCGGUGAAACUUUCUUGGUAAAGCGGUACAAAAAGGCCACGACCAGAGAUACGGUAAAAAUGAAAACAAAAGGUGUAAUGGUGUUCAAGCUAGACGAAAAAGGGAACGCUGUUUACACUGAAGACAUUGGAGAUCUUUGCAUUUUUCUCUCAAAGUCUAAACCUUUCUGUGCUAGCAGCUCCAGGUUCCCUAACUGCGUUGAUAUAUGUGAUGUCGACGAAUUAGCAAUUGCGUCUCUGACGUUUGACUCCAUCAAUGGUGUAACUCGUACAAACGGGGCACCUUACCAUAUUCCACCUCAAAUUAUAGUCUAGUUGUUGUUUGGGAUUUAGAGUUUGAGUCUAGAGUCUGUUUUUUCUCUUAAACCUUGGAAACACCAAAUCUAUUAUUUCAGUUUUCUCAUGAAGUAACUUGUUGAUGGGUUUUCUUUUUACGGUUCUUCAGAAGGCUUUAACGUCUCUGCUACAGUUUGUUGUUAUCUGAAUAAACGAAAAGAUAUUGAGUUCAAACCUGGAUGCAAGUCACUAUGCCCAGGAAACACGACAGAGUUCAAAAUCCUUUAGUAACGUGUUUGUGUGUAAUAGCUUUCCAAAGUGACUUUAAUAUUCUUC